Molecule: messenger RNA, 2785 nt
Organism: Paramecium pentaurelia
Lineage: Eukaryota; Ciliophora; Oligohymenophorea; Peniculida; Parameciidae
Source: the annotation of a GenBank genome assembly
AUGCAUAGUCUUAAUAGCGUACAUCUAGAUAAUAUUAAUACAGUUGGCUAAUAAGAUACAUCUAUCUGUAAGAAUAUUCCUGUAAAUAAUGAAUGCGACUCAUCAUCAAUUAUAUUACUUAAGAAAAUUGAGGCUCCAAGUCCUGACAUUCCUGGUUUCAAUUAGGCUGUUUUCAAACCCUUUCAAAAAUUAAUCAUAUACUAUCAUAUUGGAUUUUUUGUUCGAAAAUUAUUGAAAUAUAUUAAACCAGAUCAAACAUUCAAACCUAAACAUUAUUAACUCAUUAAUGAUAAAAGUUCAGGCAAUAUAAAAGAUUUUAUCACUUAUGCUGGUAAAUCUAAAUCAACAGUAAUGCAAUAUCCAAGUCUAGAGGAAGUAAAUUUCUUUGUAAGAAUGAGAUAUCGAUAUAGACAAGGUCUGGUAAAUUUUUAAUAAAAAAUCUUGUACUUAUUUGAAUAGAUUCCCUUAAUAGAUCCAUCAUAUAAAAUUAAAAUCAUUUGGGAUCUUCUGUUAAAUAUAUUCAGAAUUUAUCUUAUGUAUAUUAUACCUAUCAUAAUUACAUUCGAAUAAUUGAUUGAAGAUUACGAUUAUAUAAUUAUCAUAUCAUAGAUUGUAUUUGCAAUUGAUUUACUAUUACGAAAUAUCACAAUCUAUUAUGAUUAAGGUCUACCUGUUGUAGAUCGUUAUCAAAUAGUAAAAAAUUAAUAUCAUAUUACAAAUCUAAUUGAAUUGAUGGAAAUUUGUUUACUCUUUGCUUUGGCUUAUUUUAAAUUCGAUUUUAAUCAUUAAUUCAUAUUAUUUGAGGGUUGGCCUAAAUUAUGGAUGCUAUUAUAUUUUAUUUAGUUAAAAAAUCUAUUAAAUUUUAUAGGAUCAUGGUAAUAAUCUUUUUUAAUGGGUUAAUUAGCAUCAUCAUUAAUUGAGUUAUUUAAAUUGAUAGGUUUGUUACUUAUAAUAUAACAUAUAUUUAGUUGUAUAUGGUUGAUUAUUGGAAAAUAUCAUCUUCUUUUGGGAAAUUCUAAUUGGAUUACCUUUUUCAAUUUAGAUCAUAUCUCAUGGACAGAUUUAUAUAUUGAAUCAAUGUAUUAUACUAGUGUAACUAUGUAUACAGUUGGAUAUGGUGAUUUACAUCCAAUAAGUAAAUAUAUAUUAAUCUAUUUUUAGAUAUAUCUGAAAAAAUGUUUGCUUUUUUAUUUGUAUUUGUUUGUACAUUUUAACUGUCUUUUAGUUUAAAUACAAUUGGUGAGAUUUUGACUAGAAUGAAAAAUAAUAAUGAUAUAAUUAAUAAAAAACUAAUCUUUAUUAAUUAAUACAUGCAUAAUAAAAAAAUAAGUCAUUAAUUACAAUUUUAAGUAAGAGAAUAUUUAAAUUAUUAUUGGUAUUAAGAAUAAACACAAUAAACUAAAGAAUAGACAGAAAUUCUAAGUUAAUUAUCAGAUGAUCUUAGAAAAUAAAUAGCAGUUGAAUCAAAUAGUAUUGUACUUAAAAAUUGUGACUUCUUUUAUAAGAAUUUUUCAACUGAAUUUUUAAAUGAAUUACUAAAAAACCUUUAAUUUCAAGCAUAUUAACCAUCAUCUACUAUUAAUAUAUUUAAUGAGGAUGAUCAUUUCAUACAUAUCAUAGAAUCUGGAUAGGUUGAUAUUUAUGAUAAAUCUUUUGAUAAAAAAGUAUUAAUUGGUAGUUUUAAAUCAAAUGAACUUUUUGGAUUGAAUGAAUUCUUAAAUAAUUAAAAAAAUUAUAAAUAUGAAUAUAAAAGUUCAGGAUUUGUUAGCACAUUAGUAAUACCUAGAUCUAAAUUUCAUAUGAUACUAUCAAAAUAUAAAUAGGAUUUUGAAACCUUUUGGAAUCUCAAAAUUAAUAAUUAUUCAGAAUUAAAAUGUGCAGUUUGUGAAUCCAAAAGACAUCCACCUGAUCUUUGUAAAUAAGUACAUUAUAUACCUGAUAAAGAGAAGGUUAUUAAAUAAUUCAAUUUCUAUUAAAAUUAAGAUAGAUAAAAAUUUAAAAGAAAUUAAAUUAGAAUUAAACAAUUAUAUCAUGCAUCAACUGAUUAAGAAAUUAUAAAGGAGGCUGCAUAAAUGGUCAAAGUUAAAAAUGAUAGUAUUUUCUUUUAGAAAUAUCAAAUUAUUGAUGAUGAAACAACACAAUAUGAAAGUUAAGGUAUACAAUAAUAUUAAAUUUAGAAUAUAUAAAUAAAAAAGAUAUGGAUUCAGUUGGAAUUUUAAUAAAAGAUCUUGAAAGUAGAUCUUAUCUCGAUUUAUAUCAAAAGUCUCAACAAAAGUCUGAAAAAGAAAUUUUAGACAUUAGAAUACACUUUUCAUUGGAAUUGUAAACUUUUAAAUCUUUGAAGGAUAAAUUGCAUCAUAAGGAUUUAUAUACAGAUAAGGAUAUCUAAUAAAUAGAGUAUUUGAUUAAAAUUUUAGAACUCAAACUCAAUUUGGAAGAUAAAAUUGAACUUGAUUAAUAAUAAGAAUAUUAGACUUUUAAUUAAAAAGCGAAUAUUAACACAGUAAUAAAGAAAUUGAUACAUCCAGUCAGAUAUAUAAUAACAUCAACAUCAAAAAGUUUAGAUUAAUUCUAGUUGAUAAGUGGGAAUGGGUGGUUAAAAUAUAUGUUCUAUCCUUAUGAUUUCAUAAACCAAUAUAGAUUUAAUGUUAAUAGAUUAGGAUUACCAAGAAAGUCUAUGGUUGUAAGAUAAUAAGAACGUAGAUUAUCUUCUGCAUUAAUGAGAAAAAAAUAAUAAAAUAUACGAUCCAUGAAAAGAUCAAUAUAAGUUCAUCCAAUAAAAUGA